Molecule: messenger RNA, 447 nt
Organism: Penicillium subrubescens
Lineage: Eukaryota; Fungi; Ascomycota; Eurotiomycetes; Eurotiales; Aspergillaceae
Product: tautomerase family protein
Exons: 1
Coding region: 1-447 (148 amino acids)
Source: RefSeq, a predicted model, not a curated record
AUGCCCCUUUGGCUCGUAUUCCACCCCACGGGAACUUUUGAGGACGCCGCUUCUAAGCAUGCCUUGACAAAAGAUAUAACGAAAAUAUACACCGGAAUUGGUCUUCCUGCCUUUUAUGUGGUUGUCAAUUUUAUGAAGCUCCCACCUGGAGAUGUUUGGGUUGGCGCCGAAAGGAAACUCGAAAAGCCAUUCAUUCGAAUCGUUGCCGAACACAUUGCGGUUCGACUUGAUGAUGAGGACCGCAUUUACAAGCAAACAUGCGGUGCGAUCGAAAAUGCAUUGAGGCCGCAUAUUGCCGACAAAGGUUAUGACUGGGAAUUCCAUGUCGAUGAGACUGAAAGGAGACUCUGGAUGGUCAAUGGAAUGAUUCCUCCACCGUUUGGCAGUGACGCAGAGAAGGUGUGGGCCAAGGAAAACAGACCAGUUGUUUGGGAAGGUGCCUAUUGA